Molecule: messenger RNA, 1716 nt
Organism: Spea bombifrons (plains spadefoot toad)
Lineage: Eukaryota; Metazoa; Chordata; Amphibia; Anura; Pelobatidae
Gene: SPARCL1
Product: SPARC like 1
Exons: 8
Coding region: 1-1716 (571 amino acids)
Biological process (GO): anatomical structure development
Molecular function (GO): extracellular matrix binding; calcium ion binding; protein binding
Source: RefSeq, a predicted model, not a curated record
AUGAAAGAUGGCAGCCAAGAGAAAGGCAAGGAAUUUGCAACAAUCACUAAUGAUCACUCUAAAGGACCUUCUAGUGGCUUUGAUAUUUUUGACUUGGAAGGUGAAAUAUCUAAUUCAGAAACUUUACCAAUUAAAUAUUUGCUGAACCUGGAAAAGAAUGCAAGAGAUCAGAAAGGAUCACACAUUUUGGAGAUGGAUGAGACAUCCAAUGGCAGUAAUCAACCUUAUGAUCUAAUUGAAAACCAAGAUGUCAAUGAAGAUUAUGCUGACGGGAACACAGAGUCAGUUGUCUUUAUUCAAGGUAGUGAACAGUCUACAAGUAAUGAGGAGGAAAGUGAAGAUAGUCUUCUGUCCGAUGACAAAUCAGAAAAUUAUGAACCUGUUUUAAUGAAAUCCGGCGUUAAGAAUGAAGAGCUCUAUGCCAAUGAUAAAGGGGAGUAUACUGAUAUUCCAGGCAAGCCAUACAAUAAGAAACAUUUAAAGUAUAUUUUAAACAUGACUCAGUCUGAGGUGGAAGAUGAGCAAAAACACAAAAAUGAAACAGAGACAAAGCUGAACAAAGAACCAAACGGACAAAUUAUUGCACGUCCUUUUGGUGUCAGAUUAUCAGAAAAUAACAGUUAUGAUGAUAAAGAUAAUAAAGAGUUAACUGAUAAAGUACUAAAAAACUAUUUCAGCCUUGAGGAAAAUGACACAGUACUGGAAAGUUUCCAGCUGGGCGACAGUGUUCUUCGAAUUGGCAGUGAGAAAAACGUAAGUGAAGAAAACGAUACCAUACAAAGUGCUGCAGAGGAUGUUCUUCAGAUUAAUGGAACAAACGACAAUUAUGGGAAUCAAAACAGUACUGCUGGAAAAGUGGUUAGAGUUAAAGUUAUAAGUCAAGAACCAACUAUUCAAGAGAAUUACACAAGUCUUCAAGACAUUAAUGGAAGACAACCAAAGCAUACUAGCCAUGCCUUUAAUAACAAUCAGGACCAGGCUGAGAAAAUUGUUGUGGAGAAACUCUUUGUUGAUCCUUGCAUGAACUUGCAUUGUAAAAGGGGAAAGAUAUGUGAAAUGGACUUACAAGGCAACCCUAGCUGUGUUUGUCAGGAGCCAAAGUUCUGCCCUCCCGGAAAUGUUAAUGAUCAUGUCUGUGGUACUGAUAACAAAACCUAUGACAGCCCCUGCCACCUUUUUGGUACUAAGUGCAAACUUGAAGGAACCAAGGAAGGCAGUCACCUACAUCUUGAUUAUCAAGGGCACUGUAAAUCUAUACCGCCUUGCUCAGAGUACGAAUUAGCUCUUUUCCCCUAUAGAAUGAGAGACUGGCUAAAAAAUGUGCUUGUACAACUUUAUGAAAGGGAUUUGGAGAACUCUGGGUUUCUGUCAGACAAGCAAAGAGACAAGGUAAAAAAAAUAUAUGAAAAUGAGAAACGUCUUCUGGAAGGUGAUCAUAACAUUGACCUCCUGUUAAGAGAUUUCAAGAAAAACUAUUACAUGUAUGUGUAUCCAGUUCACUGGCAGUUUAACCAACUUGAUCGGAAUUUGAUGGACAGGUUGCUCACACGCUCAGAGUUAGCGCCGCUUCGUGUUCCCUUGGUUCCAAUGGAGCAUUGUGUGACUGCAUUCUUCCAGAAAUGUAACACUAACAAAGACAAACACAUUUCUCUCACAGAGUGGUGCCAGUGCUUUGGGAUUAGAGAAGAUGAUAUAAACGAAGAUUUGUUAUUCUGA